CUCACAGGAACUCUCUACUAAUCCCAAGCGGCCCGUUCUCGUCAGCUCUUGAGGUGCAACACAUUGUGAGUCCGGUGUUACAGCUAGAUUGGAGCAAAGAUGGAUUUCUUGGAAUCUCAGUGCGUACAUGUACUUCUCAUCUCGAUUUCCGUUGGAAGCGUUAGAGCAGGACUAUCGGUUCGUCUCGGCCUUCGUCUUCUUUCUUUCUGCAUUUUCUAUUCUCUCCUUGAAAUUCCUUCUUACGAACCGGGUCCUCUUAUAUGCCCUCGGUAUCGCGUCUGCAUCUCAUAUGUCUGGCAGCCUAUCAUGAUCUAGGCGCGCCUUGCUGUUGGCUGCCUCCAACAACUUGGGUCUUUCUCUGUAUUGAUAUGAGCUCAGUCCGCCCGCCCUUUAAGAGCCGUAUUGAUCUAUAAAUUCUCUAUAAAUUCAACGCUUUCUGCAGGUGUUGCCUCACUGAGCAUUUAAACGGGCCCAAGUCUGCAACCUGGAUCCUUCCAUAUAUCUCGAAUUUAGCCCAGUAAUGGUGCUCUUAUAUCACGGAAGGAAGCCCGCAUGUCGUGCUCUGAUAUACGAUUCCAGAGGGUGAACAUUCAAGGUAUCGCUUGAAGAGGAUGGAGAAAACUUGUGAAUGGUGCUUCUUCCCUAUAAAUUGUGUCUGACGAGGAACACGUUGUCUUAGAGUGGGCAAUUCUCCGUAGGAGAGACGGCCGAGGACGCGAUAAAUUCCGCUUUUCUGCGCUGCUAGUAUAUCCCGAUAUAUCAUCGGAUCGCCAUUGUCCUGCCCGUUCGUUUCUAUCCGAACUCCUCACUUUGUCUCCCUCAUUGCUACCGUCUUUUCACACAAAUAUCCGAUCUUGGCAAGGCGGGAUAUGGACAUCGGACGGCCGAUCUUGGCACAAUAGGAAGGCGGUGGCCGCAGCAGUUUGACCGCAAAGUCACACGGUCAAUGUCAAAUUGUGCGCACGUUCCAGCUUCCUUUGGGGGACGACGAUGGAAGGCUCUCGAAUGUGCUGGCGUCCGUACCAGAAAGGAAGUAGACGGCAGCGCUACCUUAGUGGUCCCCCACAUGGAUUCGAACUACCAGACGCAGCCGCAGGAAGAGCAUUCGCAGAUGCCUAUGCAGUCUUCGGUGCUGUUCCCCGUCGCGACUCAGUUCCCACAUGUCUACGCUACACAGCCCACGUCGGUGUUCGACGGGCCCGUCGUCGUUAUGCCCGUCUCACACUAUCUAGGUGCCAUCACUCCACGAGCGGGCUGCCAUGUCGCUGAGCAGCACGGUUGCCUAUAGAUCUUCUCGGCUUCUCGGGAACGUCUCUGCCAUCGCCUGCCGUCCCUCUCCCCUCAAUACCGGCGCUUCCCUCAGCGAGCGCGUAUAACAAUGCUACCGGGACUGCGGGCACAGCCAUCGUCGACUCAGCACCGGACGCUGGGUCAACAUCUGUCGAGGCUGCCACACCACGGCAUGCACGUCGGAAAGUGAACGUUGCUUGCAAUCACUGUCACGAGGCAAGGAAACCUUGCAACAAUGGUCGUCCCUGUCAACGCUGCAUUAAGCGAGGUAUCAGCUCAAGCUGCGUCAACCACAGGCGCAAACGAAGAGCUACGCCAAUACGCAAGUCUGGCAACAUCAUCACGACAUCAUCCGUGAGCAUGUCAGAUUCGAGCUCACCGCCUGUGCCACCACACGUAGUAGCAUGUAGAGGUGACUCGACAAUACCAUACCCUUCAACCCUACAGCCUACGUCUAUAUCUUCAACCUCUGACGAGACCGUGUUCGACAGUUCAUAUUUCUACAGCACGCCAUAAGACUGCGUCCCUUGUUGCCGGCCCUUGCUCAACUACGCUUUACUACGCUUCGAUUUCGUAGCCCAGUCUCAAGUUCUAGCAUUGCUACUCGCUGAUCUACUGUAUGCGAACCCUUCUCCUUGGCGGUUAUAUUUUACCUUGUCUCUUGUCAGCCCUAUAGCCUUUGUCUCGUACUGUCAGUUUCUAGUCUUGGUGUCUAUACCGUUGAUGCAGGAUGCCCUUAUC
Molecule: messenger RNA, 2031 nt
Organism: Dichomitus squalens LYAD-421 SS1
Lineage: Eukaryota; Fungi; Basidiomycota; Agaricomycetes; Polyporales; Polyporaceae
Exons: 4
Coding region: 947-1288 (113 amino acids)
Source: RefSeq, a predicted model, not a curated record